AUGACGGCUGCUGCCCGUCCUAUCUACUUUCUUUGCGGUCAUGUAGCAUGCCAUGCAUGUUACGAUGAGACGACCAAUUGCCCAACAUGUGACGUCCCCGUGGGCACCGCGUACUGGUUUCAUCCGCUGCUCCAGUUUUUUGACGAACUGGCUAAACAGUCUAUGGCUUCCAAAACGGCUGUGAAGGAGGAUCUGAAUUGCGCCGAUUGCAACAUCAGCCAGCCGGUGGAGCGACUGCUGAGUUGCGUCAACUGCAAUACGCUGGUCUGCGGGAUUUGCCAAUUCCAUCAGCAUCGCGAGCAUAACGUGACGCCGUUGUUGGGAAUCGAGUUGGCCAAAUUGAAGACGGGCACCGGCGAGCGUUACGAUGCGAAAUUGAGCGGCCUCCAUAAGAAUCUGACAUUCCUCCACCAGGAAGUCGAGAAAUCCAUUGUGAAGGUGAUUGAAAUCGGGAAUCGGCGUCUGCAAGAAGUGGACCACCAAACGAGGUUCAUUUCCGCGAAGAACAUCGCCACCGAAGUCGACGUGGCCUCGAACGAGUUCGAGCAGCAUUGUGAGGAGUACAUUCCGGCCGCCCGCGUCUUCAAUGAGAAAUUGACCAAGCUUGGGGAGAAGCUUGAAGGACCCGCUAAGAAU
This is a messenger RNA of Mesorhabditis spiculigera, 636 nucleotides long. Lineage: Eukaryota; Metazoa; Nematoda; Chromadorea; Rhabditida; Rhabditidae. The record is from the annotation of a GenBank genome assembly.